AUGACGUUUCACAAAGGUGAUGCGGUUGAGAUUUGCAGCAUAGAAGAGGGUUUUCUAGGUUCCCACUACGUUGCAACCGUCAUUUCGCUAGUGGGGAAGUCUCGAGUCUUGGUGCUAGGGCUCUAUGUUGAUGAAGUUGACGCCUUCCACAGCGAUGGCUGGUGGGUCAAAAGGAUAACCCGUAUAAAAGGUCCUCUGUACUACAGCUACUUCUCCAACACUAUAGAUGAGAUUGCAUACCCCUUUUCGUAG
Messenger RNA from Nelumbo nucifera (sacred lotus), 252 nucleotides. RefSeq lists its product as uncharacterized. The record is from RefSeq and is a predicted model, not a curated record. NCBI's taxonomy places the organism in Eukaryota, Viridiplantae, Streptophyta, Magnoliopsida, Proteales, Nelumbonaceae.